CUGCUGGGAAAAGCCAGGAGGCUGCUUCUCUUUCUGCAGCUGCACGGCCCAUCCUCGGGAUUUCAGGGAUGAGCUUCCUGGGCCAGGAGAUUCCUUCCCAGCUCCCCUCUGCAGGGGCCGAGCAAGGAGCUGCAGGUCUCCCCUCUCCAGGGGCCCCAGCAGGAUGUAAGGGGCCCAGGUGGGCCUGCCUCCGGCUCCAGCUCCUCUCAGGGAAACUCACCGAUGCUACGGACACUUCCGCGCCAGGGACUCCAGGACUGCCCCUUCCGAAACCUGCAGCGGUCCCAGGCCGCUAGGGGAGGAGCCGUGGGUGCCGGCGAUGCAAGGCCAUGAGAAGCUCGUGAACGGCGCACAUGCAGCCGGCGAGGGGAUGCCGAGAGAACCCCAGGAGCAGAAGCCCCUGCAGGAAGCCGCUGAGGUGGCAGAGCCUCCUGUGACUUUGCCCUCUGGGCCCCAGAGCCCCGAGACUCGGCAGAGGAACCCGCUGGCGCGGAGCCAGGGUAAAUCUGCUCCGGUGGGCGAUGGCCUUGCCCGCCAGGAGAGACCAAACACAUGCUGGGACUGCGGGAAGAGCUUCAGCAAGAGCUCGUCUCUGACGAUCCACCAGAGAACCCACACAGGGGAGCGGCCCUACGCCUGCCCUGAGUGCGGGAAACGCUUCGCCCAGAGCUCCACCUCCCUGCGGCACCAGCGGAAGCACUCGGGGGAGCGGCCCUACGACUGCGCCCAGUGCGGGAAGAGCUUCCGGGUGAGCUCCCACCUGGCCCGGCACCAGCGGAUCCACACGGGGGAGCGGCCGUACUCCUGUGCCGCAUGUGGGCGGAGCUUCAGCGUGAGUUCCCACCUGGCACAGCACCAGCGGACCCACACCGGGGAGCGGCCUUACCACUGCGCCUGCGGCAAGAGUUUCAGCCUGAGCUCCCACCUGGUGCAGCACUGGACCAUCCACACGGGCGAGCGGCCCUACCAGUGCGCCCAGUGUGGGCGCAGCUUCUCCAUGAGCUCUGCCCUCAUCCGGCACCAGAGGCUCCACGAGGCGGGCACGCCCUGCCAGUGCACCCCGUGUGGAAAAAGCUUCGGCCGUGGCUCAGAGCUGAGUGAGCACCAGAAGAUCCACACGGGGGAGCGGCAGCACGAGUGCGCCCAGUGUGGGCGGAGCUUCGGCGUACGGUCCAAUCUCCUCCAGCAUCAGCGGACCCACGCGGGCGAGAGGCCCUACACCUGUGCCCACUGUGGGCGGAGCUUCAGUCGGAGCUCAAACCUUAUUACACACCAGAGGAUCCACACAGGCUAGGUGCCCCGCAAAUGGGAAAACCAUGGGCCAAGAG
This is a messenger RNA of Pelodiscus sinensis (Chinese soft-shelled turtle), 1328 nucleotides long. RefSeq lists its product as uncharacterized. The record is from RefSeq and is a predicted model, not a curated record. Lineage: Eukaryota; Metazoa; Chordata; Testudines; Trionychidae. Gene Ontology annotation, molecular function: RNA polymerase II cis-regulatory region sequence-specific DNA binding; DNA-binding transcription factor activity, RNA polymerase II-specific. Gene Ontology annotation, biological process: regulation of transcription by RNA polymerase II.